Liolophura sinensis is the source of this 1720-nucleotide messenger RNA. Its product is annotated as neurotrypsin-like. The record is from RefSeq and is a predicted model, not a curated record. Bases 44 to 1720 code for a protein of 558 amino acids. Lineage: Eukaryota; Metazoa; Mollusca; Polyplacophora; Chitonida; Chitonidae. The transcript is spliced from 11 exons. Gene Ontology annotation, cellular component: membrane.
CUUCACGGACGCAAGAGUUGCCUGCAAGUUAAUCACGGACAAUAUGGCGAAGCACACACUGGUGAAGAUUUGUCGCUUCCUGUCCAUUCUCAUGAUAAUGUUGAAGCUGGCGAAUGGAAAUUAUGAAAUUAGACUGGUCAAUGGUGACACAAAUGAGCUUCAUUCUAACGGACGUUUGGAGGUGUUUUACAACGGCGAGUGGGGGACAGUGUGUGAUGAUAUGUUUACCGAUCUCACAGCAGCUACUCUCUGUGGGUUUCUUGGUUACAGCCGUGGUUACUUCGCUUGGAACUCCGCGUUCGGAAGAGGGACGGGGCCGAUCUGGUUGGACAAUGUGGUAUGUUCAGGAACAGAGACUAAUAUAGAUCAGUGUGAUCACAUCCCUUGGGGCUCGAAUAACUGUGACCACGACGAGGAUGUGGGUUUGAUGUGCUCAAACCUGCCAAUACUUUCAGAACUUUAUGAACUGAAACUCAUUAACGGUGAAGAAACAGCUACCUCUCUUUCCGGACAAUUGGAAGUUUUCUUCGGUGGUGUGUGGGGGCCAGUCUGUGGAGACAACGUCAACGAGGUCACAGCAGUUUCUCUCUGCAGAUUUUUGGGUUACAGCCGUGGCUAUCGUGCAGCGAACGCCGUAUUUGGGGAACCAACUAAUCUCUUCUGGUUGGACAACUUGAUGUGUUCAGGGAACGAGACUACUAUAUCCGAGUGUACAUUUAACAAGCCUUGGAGAAACAAUGAUCGUUGUAAGGAGAGGAAUGGCUUGGGUUUGGUGUGCACAAACUUGUCAGAAGUUUCAGAAACUUAUGCCGUACGACUGGUCGAUGGUCACAAAACGACAACCAGGCUGAGCGGACGCCUGGAAGUUUUUUAUGGUGGUGUAUGGGGGACAGUGUCACAUUGUUACAACAACGCCAACGAGCUUACAGCAGUUACUUUCUGUGGAUUCUUUGGAUACAGGGAUGGCACUUACUGGAAUACCUUUUUUUCUGGAGCAGGGACCGGGGUCGUCUGGCUGAACAACGUUAUCUGUGCUGGCAACGAAACGGAUAUAUCUAAAUGCUCUCACGGACCUUGGGGAAGCAGUAACUGUAGCCACAGCCGUGACCUAUGGUUGUCCUGCUCAGGCCCAACAAGAUGCUCCAUCAAUGGAACCCCUUAUAAUGACGGGGAGGUGGAUCCAAAUGCUUCCUGCAGAGUAUGCGACAGUGCACGGGACCCGUCUGAAUUUACCCUUAUGUCACAAAAAUGCUUUGUCAAUGACGUUUGCUAUGACGAAGGGGAUGAGGACCCUAAUGAUCCUUGCAAAAAGUGCAUCAGUGCAAUCAGCACAACGAGCUUCAGUCCCAUCAGUGGCUGCUCCAUUAAUGGCGUGUGCUAUGCGGACAAGGCGAUGAAUCCUGACAAUACCUGUGAACAGUGUGACGUCAGCGUGAGCGCGUCACAUUGGUCAUCCGCUCUGCACGAGUUGAAAAAUGGUAGGACCAUAACUUGUUCGAGAUUUUGUGACUUCAUUCGUCUCCAAGGUGCUAGUCUCAUCUCAGAUGUUUGUUCCAACCCGGUUUCCGUAAGUACAAAGAACUUCCGGGACAUCUGUUUUAUGAAGGAUACGUCGUCUCUACACUGCCCAGCGGGAGGAAUAACGCUGACCAAGUACAAGGCCAUGUGUAGUCACACCACCGCUAGCGGAGCUUCAGCAGACGCAGUGGUUUGUCCAUAG